Cyanidioschyzon merolae strain 10D is the source of this 369-nucleotide messenger RNA. RefSeq names its product TATA-box binding protein-associated factor 13. NCBI's taxonomy places the organism in Eukaryota, Rhodophyta, Bangiophyceae, Cyanidiales, Cyanidiaceae. The transcript has a single exon. Bases 1 to 369 code for a protein of 122 amino acids. The record is from RefSeq and is a predicted model, not a curated record. Gene Ontology annotation, molecular function: protein heterodimerization activity. Gene Ontology annotation, biological process: transcription by RNA polymerase II.
AUGCAGUCCAGCGAUGGAAACGACUGGGAUGCUUUUUUCGCGAACGACCCCGAAGAAGACGCUUCGAAGCGCUUAUUCCAGAAUGAAAUUCGCCAGAUGCUGUACGGUUUCGGGGAUGCGCGGCAGCCGCGGCGUGAUACGGCUGAGCUUGUCGAGGACUUGUUGCGGACGUACCUCACCGCUGUCGUGCAGCGCUGUGUUGAAGUUGCGAACACGCGUGGCCGAAAGUACCCCGAUGUGAGUGACCUGAGGUUUCUUCUGAGAAAAGAUCUGCGCAAGUUGCGUCGCGUGAACUACUUGGUAGCGAUGAAGGAGGUCAUCGACGAGACCACGCGACGAGGUGGCGAGCUCGAGUCGCUUGGUCGCUGA